Messenger RNA from Eublepharis macularius, 2092 nucleotides. It is a transcript of the gene RNPS1, whose product is annotated as RNA binding protein with serine rich domain 1. Gene Ontology annotation, cellular component: nucleoplasm; ASAP complex; cytoplasm. Gene Ontology annotation, molecular function: RNA binding. Gene Ontology annotation, biological process: mRNA splicing, via spliceosome. The transcript has 8 exons. NCBI's taxonomy places the organism in Eukaryota, Metazoa, Chordata, Lepidosauria, Squamata, Eublepharidae. The coding region runs from base 236 to 1159 and encodes 307 amino acids. The record is from RefSeq and is a predicted model, not a curated record.
CGCCGGGCGGCCUCCUAAUGGAGGCCCCUCAUAUCUCUGCUUCCGGGCCACGCGUCUUUCUCUGGUUAUGUCAAAGUGCUGCGCUUGUUUAUUGGAUACUCUGAUCUGGCUCUACGGCUGCUCUUUGGAGUUUAUGCACGAGAUUUAGGGAUCGUUUCUCAGACUCAAGAAGUUAGAAGUAAGAGUUCAGAUAAGUGAGUCCCCCGCAGUGCUCCUUUUGGACUCAGAAGGGGAAAUGGAGCUGUCAGGAAUGAAAAAGAAGAGUUUGCUAGGAAUCAAAGAGAAUAAUAAAAAGUCCAGCACUAGGGCACCCUCUCCCAGCAAGCGUAAAGACCGGACUGAAGAAAAAUCCAAGGACAGAUCUAAGGACAAACCAGCCACCAAGGAAUCUGGCGAAAAGGACCGUGGGCGGGACAAAACUCGAAAGAGGCGCAGCGCUUCCAGUGGCAGCAGCAGCACCAGAUCCCGCUCUAGCUCCACAUCCAGUUCAGGGUCCAGCUCCAGCACUGGCUCCAGCAGUGGCUCCAGUUCCUCCUCAGCAUCAAGCCGUUCUGGGAGCUCCAGCACUUCACGGAGCUCCAGCUCCAGCAGCUCCUCAGGCUCUCCAAGCCCAUCUCGACGUCGGCAUGACAAUAGGAGGCGUUCCCGUUCCAAAUCAAAGCCCCCCAAGAGAGAUGAAAAGGAACGGAAGAGGAGAAGUCCAUCACCAAAACCUACCAAAGUCCAUGUUGGGAGGCUCACCAGAAAUGUUACUAAGGAUCACAUCAUGGAAAUAUUUUCCACUUACGGAAAGAUUAAAAUGAUUGACAUGCCGGUUGACAGGCUUAAUCCACACCUCUCCAAAGGUUAUGCGUAUGUAGAAUUUGAGAAUGCAGACGAUGCAGAGAAAGCCCUGAAACACAUGGAUGGAGGACAGAUAGAUGGCCAGGAGAUCACGGCAACAGCUGUUUUGACUCCUCGGCCUAGGCUACUCCCAAGGCGUUUCUCUCCUCCCAGGAGGAUGCUGCCACCACCACCUAUGUGGCGUCGGUCACCGCCUCGUAUGAGAAGAAGGUCCAGGUCUCCCCGGCGCAGAUCCCCUGUUCGCAGGAGGUCAAGAUCUAGGUCUCCGGGUCGAAGGCGUCACCGUAGUCGCUCCAGUUCCAACUCUUCACGAUAAAGGAGAAGACUUGGCAGCUUCUAGUUGGGGUUAUUUUUUUUAAAACUCAAGUCCUAUACAGAAUAAAAUUAUACGUUUUUAAAAUAAAGGAGUGGGAAUGAAACAAAAGGAAGCCUGAAAGCUAGUGAUGUGAAGAUUGACCGGGGGGCAGGAGAUUAACUUGCAUCAAAGUUCUUUUAAAAGCUGGCUUUGGUUCUGACAUUCUCAGGUUAUAUUGUUCUUUAGACAGGAAAUCUGUCCCCUUGACAUCCAGAGAAGUACUGCUUAACAGUUUAUGCAGAGGUUCAGCAAUGGCUGGAAAUUAAAAACUUAAAAUUGUUGCAGUUAAGAAAUGGCAAGUGAGCCAGGGAAGUGGCUGGCAUUUCUUUUGGACUUUUUCAUAAUGUUGGAAUGUCUCUUGCUUCUUGCCCUUCUUAAUUUUUCUCCAUUUUCCUUCCCCAAAUAAUGGUGCCAAUGGAUGUUCUUAAUGCAUUCAACCAUUCAAGAUUUUGCCCAGGGACUCGGCAAAGAUUGUGGUUCUCCUGUAGUACUUGCCGUUGAUUGUGCAUUCGGACCCAUCCCAGUCAUUUAAGAAACUAGUUUUCUUGUAAAGCUUCCCUUCCUUAGUCACAUGGUUUUGAUCCAUGUUUCAUGCCCUGCUCCUUCCAGUGCUGAUGUAAAUUCUUUUGUUUGGUUUAUUAUUUUUCUAAGGAAACAUGAAACAGGUUGGCAGAAAAAUUCUCAUAGGCAUUGGGUUCGAAACAGACCAAGUUCGGGGGAGGGGGUAGUUAGAUUCAUAUCUCAAAAGGCAAGAGAUUUGCAGCCUGCUGUACAGUCAUUACUAUAAAGUUUGAUUUUGUAUCUUGUAGUCAUGUUUUGUUUGUAAUUGUGUGUAGAAUGACAAGAUGGAAUAAAACCACCACGGUUUCAAGGAAAUACAAAUUCUCUGUUAAA